Messenger RNA from Sardina pilchardus (European sardine), 1866 nucleotides. RefSeq names its product NACHT, LRR and PYD domains-containing protein 1 homolog. The coding region runs from base 1 to 1866 and encodes 621 amino acids. The record is from RefSeq and is a predicted model, not a curated record. The transcript is spliced from 5 exons. Lineage: Eukaryota; Metazoa; Chordata; Actinopteri; Clupeiformes; Clupeidae. Gene Ontology annotation, cellular component: cytoplasm.
AUGGAUCAAUGUUUAAUCACUGAAUACAAAACAACUAUCGUCACCUCCUGUGAGACUGUAAGAGAGUACAACUACCUCCCUGGUCAAGAUGUGCUUCUGGAAAACCGUUACACUGAGCUCCUGAUUAUUCAGAGACACAGAGUUCCGAAGGAGAGAGAGGAGGAGCUCCGUUCAAGAGGUGACACCCUUCAGGAUCAUCUCCAAAACAGGGCCACUGAGGCACACAUUGAUCUCAACCAGCUGUUCAAGUCCAAUGACCAUGAACCGGUGCGGAGAGCGGUCAUUCUCCAGGGUCAUUCCGGUCAUGGCAAGUCCUUCACUGUCCAAAAAAUCAUGCAUGACUGGGCAUCUGAACUCCUGUUCAAAGAUUUUUCUCUUGUAUUUCUUCUUAACUGCAAAGAACUUAACCUCCUCACUGGAGAGCACAGCCUGGUAGACCUCCUGGGGUGUGAUCAGAAAUUUACCCCAGUGAUUUUAAAGAUCCUGCAAGACUUCCCUGCGAAGGUGCUCUUUGUUAUAGAUGGCUUUGAUGAGCUCAGGUUCUCAUUGAAUGAAAUAAUCUCAGUGCUUCCUAGUGAUCCAUCUAUGCGUGCUCCAAUCGAGGCCACACUGAGUGCUCUACUGAAGGGGAAACUUUUGGGCCAGAGCUUUCUUCUGGUCACCACCAGGUCCACUUUUGCAGACAAACUAGGUGAGCUGCUAAAAAAACCACAACGCUUCACAGAGAUCCUGGGCUUCUCUGAGGACGGAAUGAAGGAGUACUUCCAGAGGUUCUUUCAUAAUACAGAGCUCUCUGAAAAAGCUUACAAUCAUGUGAGAGCAAAUGAAACACUCUUCACUUCCUGUGUCGUCCCCGUCAUCUGUUGGAUUGUGUGCACUGUUUUCAGAGAGCAUUUCCAAGAAUCGGUAGAUGCACAUGGAGCCUUUGAGACAACGAGUUCCAUAUUUAUGCACUUCAUCGAAACUCUGCUGAACUAUCACUGUAAAGAUUCGAGAUGUUCUGACCUCACAUCUCUGAGAAGUCUUUGCCAGCUGGCAGAGAAAGGAAUGCAAGAACAUCAGGUCUUGUUUGAUGGUAAGAAAGUGUCUGAGGUGUUGACGGAUAUGCGUAACCCCUUCUUGUGCAAAUUCCUGAUGAAGAGGAAGGUCUCUCUUGAAACCAUGUACAGUUUUAUGCACCUGAGCUUCCAGGAGUUCUUUGCUGCACUUAAUUUCUUCCUGAUAGAGGAUGAAGAAGAGGCCUGUGGGAAACUACAGAUAUUACUUAAGUCCACUACAGAUGAAGUUCAAUUUGUUUGGCACAUCGAAGGAAAUGGGAAGGAUCGUGUUGUUCAGUUUCUUUUUGGUUUGUCAAAUAGUGAUGUUUCCCCAUUUGUGAAAAGUGCCUCUUGGGUAGCUAUUCAAACCCAGUUGAAAGAGUGGCUUCUGAGUGUAAUAAAAAUGAAGAGAUACAGUAUGCGCUGCAUUAGUGAUCCUAUGUUGUUUACUCUGCACUGCCUCUACGAGAUCCAUGACAAGGACUUUGUCAUGCAUGUUAUUGAAAGCUUGGAAUGGAUUGAGUUUAGCACUAAUGAUCUGCAGAGGACAGACUACUGGGUGCUGCUGUACUGCCUACAGUGCUGUCAGAGUGUCAGAAGCCUGAGCCUAUGCAGGCUAACAGCAGAGAACCUGAGAAUGCUGGCGCCUGGACUGUGCAAAUGUAAAGAGCUAAGGCUUGAAGUCGACCUGUCAGAUGCUUAUGUUGGUGAUCUGAUCUCAGCCCUGGGGGAAGGGAAAAUUAUCCAUGAACUGAGAAUAGAGAGCAGUCUGUCAACUGAGAGUGUGGAGCGUAUCCUCAGGGCUCUACUCAAGCAGAAAAUUCUCUGA